ACAACAAAGAUGGCCGACCAUGGUUGACGGGUGUCCGUUGGCUGUCCCGUAUCUGCCUGAAGGUCCUGACGAAAAAAACAAAUCGGGGUCCUUUCUUGCGAUAGGCGAGCUGUCGGGGAAAAAAGCAUCCAAGUCACAUUGUGAAACACAACUGUGAUGAUUGCCAUUAAAUAAGUGCAGCUAAUAUCGAUGAGUGUGUGGGUGAUGUUGAUUAUUGAUCUGGUCCGGUUAUUCGCGCCCUAACUGCUCCGCUGUGUCUCUUAUUGACCGUCGUAGGGUGUGUGUGUUUUUUUUUCGUUUUGCAUCGUUGACGUUUGCGACGCAAUUAGUCUCACGGCAGGCCAACGUAACAAAUUCUGACAUCCACCUGAAAAUAAAGGACGUAAGUAGAGUUUCGAUGUUCCUGUGUAAAUGUGGGCUCUCUUUUUCAGCGGGAAGACCGUCAGCUACGAACCGCAUCAAUGAUUAAUUCCAGUGUGUUUUUAAGACUCAGUGUUCGAAGAUAAACUGUUUUUUAUCAGAAAUCUGAAAGACUGCUUCACUACUUUGGACAGAAACGACAAACUGAUAAUUUUACAAUAAGAAUAUCAGGAGCUGUGAGUUUCCCAUCAAGUGUUGAUAAAAGUCUGUGGUAGUGAAGCUCUGAGACACUCAGAUGGAGUUAAAAAGUCUUUAUCGUUCAGGGUUAGUGGGAAAAAACGGAUUUUUAUCUUCACCAGAUCUACGGACAAGUCACUGCUCUCAUAUAUCAGACACUGUCCUCCUGAGAAACACCUGAUCAUGUAUACUUGAUUCUCACUCACCCACUCGGGUUUCUGAGUAAUUUUCUGUUGUUUUUCCACAGGGGGGCGUUGAUGAGCAGCAAUGUCUGGUAUCGCUCUUAGCAGACUGUCCCAGGAGCGCAAAGCCUGGAGGAAAGACCACCCAUUCGUAAGUCUUCUCAGAAUCAAGAUUGACCAUAGACUGUAUAUAGAACGGACGCCGUCUGCCUCCUCUCUGAGAACAGCGCCCUCUGGUGACGGGCUGCAGUACAGGUCCUAAACCCCGCCUCCUUAUGGAGCUGUGGACAAACUUUAUAAAUGAAUGACACAGAAUAUAAAUGUUUCUCCCCCCUGGUUGUGAUGUUGACAUGUAGUUACUGUCAGACUGGUUUGUGCUCAAGUCCUCUUUUUUUCUGUACAGCUCCAUUUUUAAAAGUUAUUAGGGGGUUCAUGUUUUCUAUGAUUGACACCUGAUACAGCCUAUGGGAGGACAGAGAUUGAGUAGAUCACCCGGUGGGGUUACGCUGUUUGAGCCGAGCGACUGUGGGCGACUCCCCAUCCAUAGUGCACAACAGGAAAUGAAGAAAAUCGCAGAAAUACUGAGAGGUUUUUGGCUUCAAAUCCGUAAACUGGCGGGCGGCGGAACCAAGUUGGUUAUAGUUUAUACGGUCUAAGGCGUUGGCCUCUAAAUCUUUGUAGGUUUACCGGCCUGCUUAAUCUCACAGAGAAGACAGAAACCCAGUUCUAGUUUCCUUGUGAUUUGUUGUUGUCUCUUUUCAAUCACACAGGGUUUUGUUGCCGUUCCCACAAAGAACCCCGAUGGCACCAUGAAUCUGAUGAACUGGGAGUGUGCAAUCCCUGGAAAAAAAGGAGUAAGUUACCUUUGUAGCACUUUGAAGUCACAGUAGGAUAUGAAAGUCCCUUUUAGGGCCUGUGCCAACAAUAAAAAGAUCUAAACAUACGUGGUUUUGAGCGUGGACUAACGGAGUUAGCAGCACAUAAAAAAACACUCAACCCGACCAGAAAAACCCUCAAAAUUGUGCGCACGACUCCCCCCUGUGAAGCCGGGUCCUCUUUUUGGAGGUCCAGAGUAAGGUCACCCUGAUUUGACUUUAUACCGACCAAGUAAAUGUUUUUAAUUUAAUUAUUUUUAGACUACAUCUUUUCUGUUGUCAGACUCAAUCAAAUUUUGAGUUCACAUUGAAAACCUCGUCUACUCUUAUUAAAUCAAAGAAAGGCAUUGAUUAGGGAAUCGUUAAAGAAUUGAAUUGAUAAGCAGAAUCUUUAAUGGCAACAAUAUCGAUAAAAUCGUAUCAAUUCCCUAGUUUUGCUGGAGAAGAUGCCUGAAUAGUUACACGAACAACUUUGAGUGUUUCAGACUUGUUCUGAGCAGGAAGCUCGAAAAAAGAGAGUCUGAAAAAACGUGCUUAUUGGAGGAAGACAAACUCAGUAAAUAAUGUAAAAAAUAUAUUUAUGACACAUUUUCUGUGGACUUUCUUGAGAUCUGUGAGUCAUAUAAUGAUGUUUUAAUAAAAUCAAAUGGUGGAUUCACUUCCGUCCGAGUUUGAAGAGAAUUUUAAAUUUUUACUGAAGACAAAGAAAACAAGCCGAGUUAUAAAGUCAGAAGAUUCUUUGUCUCUAAGUUUAAAUACGCUAAUGUUCCCACAGCCACUCAUGUCACUUUGGUUAUAACCUCUUAUUCACUGAUUAGACGCUGUGGGAGGGCGGACUCUACAAACUCCGAAUGCUGUUUAAAGAUGACUACCCGUCUUCACCGCCCAAAUGUGAGUAUCACUCAGAACUUCAUGCAGAGUUUGUCUGUAGUAAAGGUCACAGAGGAAAAUAACUGUCCGACAGAGAGAAGGUGACUUUAAAUAUAUAAAAUGAUCUGAAGAAAACAGCCGUUUGGAGUUCCAACAGAUCGAUCCAGAGCUGCAUUAUUAAUAUUUUAUUCACCAGGUAACGUUAAAGUAAGAACGCGUUCACACCAGGACUGUUCGAUUCGUUUUUGAAGGAGAUCUACAGUAGAUAGUAUUCUGUAGAUAUCUACAGUAUAGAUGCUAACCGUCCACUCCAUGACUUUUUCAACAGGCAAAUUUGAGCCUCCGAUAUUCCAUCCAAACGUUUACCCAUCAGGCACUGUGUGUCUCUCCAUCCUGGAGGAGGACAAAGACUGGAGGCCCGCCAUCACCAUCAAACAGGUCUCCCAGCUCUUACACAUCAGUUCAGGCCUUUAGCUGAAAGAUGAUUCUGGUUCGUUUCUGUGUCAUCAUGUCUGUUUUUGAGGGAUUUACGUUCCUGUAACUGCAGAUUAAUUUUGGCCUUCGAUGGAGAGAACUGUAGGGAAGAGAUCUACGUACAGACAUCAGGGUUUCAGAUAAAAGACUGACUGAGAUCUGACUGUGUCUUUAGAUCCUGUUGGGGAUCCAGGAGCUGCUGAAUGAACCCAACAUUCAGGACCCCGCCCAAGCAGAGGCGUACACGAUCUACUGGUGAGUCUUUGAAACACGUUUGAUCAUCAGUGAUGAUGAAAAAACGCUGUUGGGACUAAAACGGGGGGAAAUACAUUUUUAAUGAGGCCACAUGUCGGGGGGCCGAACCAACAACCACUUUAAAUCAGCGGGGGGGGUCACACUUACAGAAAAGACCAAAUAAGUAACGAGUUAAAAACAAACCCCACAAAAGUUCAGCCAUGACUCACGAGUUUUACCAGAAGACGUCUGAGAGAAACGAGUUCAAGUCGUUUAUAAUAACAGACUCAGGAACUCUAAGGCGUCUACGAAUAUUUGACCGAUGUUUAAACUUCCUCUGUUCACGAAUGUUGAUCUAAGAUGUACGUAUGUGUGUCCAAACGGAAAUAAAACAACCGAUAGGUUUUCAAAAUAAAAGCCCUUUUAUAGCAUGUUGAUGAUUUGAUUGACGGACCUCUCGAAGAGUCGGGCAGAGACAUCCUCGGGCCGUAGGUCUGCACUAAAACCACCUUUUUUAAGGGCGACUUAAUAGAUGAACUUCAUUUUUAUUUAGUUUGAUUUAGAGAAAUCCUGAGCGAACCAACACCGCUCAUCUCAGCAGAAAAGGCCGUUUGUUUACUUCCAAAGAGGACAAAGAGAGAACGUUUGUAAAAUAUCAAAACAGAAACUUCGUAUUAAAGAAAAGAUCAACUAAAGUCAAAAAAAAAAAACCCUGACAGAAACUCUGAAGGGGAACAAAUCUCUGUGGAGCUCGCUGUCAGAGUACAUGUUUGACUUAAACACACUCCCGGCUUUGACCACACAGUGGCGCUCUGACUGAAAUCACGUUAUUGUCUGAUAGUUCAGAUUCAAGGCCGACUAAAAGCUGAAAUAUGGGAGUUGAUACUUCAUGUUUCCAUGAGGGGGCAGUAUCGCUCUGACCACAUUGUAUCGGUAGAUGAAUUUAAUUCUGUUUUCAAACUUUCUGACUCAGUCAUUAAAAACUUUAUUUCACCACAACUGUGACUGAGUGAAAAAACGAAGAGCAUGAAUGUUCAGAGACGGACCCUGAAUCUUUGAGAAACAGUAACUUCCUGUUUUCUGUCUGAAUGAUCGAGUUUCAUGAAGGCCGUUUGUGUCCGAGUGAAGUGAAGACAGAAGCAGAGAGGUCCAUCACAGAUGAAACAUCAUCUUUUGUUGACAGUAGGGGGCGCUAUGGCUGUAGGUAAAUAAUAAUAAUCAUACUUAGAGAGGGUGGAAGUCUCCUUCACUGCUGCCUUUUAUAAAAGGAUGAAAGUUCCUUAAACUGUGGCGGUCUCACGUCAUGGCGAGUCUCCGUGUUCCUUUAUAAAAAUCACCUUCAUCACAUUUUCAACCGUAAACUUUGUACUUCAGAUAUUUUCAGUCAUGAAGGAAGUUCAGGAUCAAACGUCACCGAGUUUGGAAUAAAUGUGUAAAAUAAUUAUUAAUCUGUAUGUUUUCUACGUUCAUUCUACCUUUGCACAGUGUUGCUGCUUUUCUAACGGUUCUACAUGGAGAGAAACGAGUCUGAGUGAGAAGUCCUUUAUCUCAGGAGUUAUUCUAAUCACAAUGUUGGUAAAAGUAUUUGAAGUCUGGAGUACUUUAAGUGUUUUUAUGGUGGGCCGGAGUCUUUCUCAGCUCAGGAACUGCAGCUCUAAAUAAACAGACUAUGUGGUUAAAAACGUCGUCAUGUUUUUGUGUGUUUUUCUCCUCGCAGUCAGAACAGGAUGGACUACGAGAAACGUGUCCGCGCCCAGGCCAAGAAGUUCGCCCCCACAUAAAGAGGAGGAGAGCCGGCCUGUGAGCUGCCUGAACAUCCAGAACUGAUGAUAGAGGAGGCGGAGAGGAGGCAGUCUGCACCUGAAGGACCACUCCAAUGCGAAUCCAGAUUUAAGUAUUAUCAUUUCACAGUCACACAGGUGACCGGUGGGCCGAUUUUGACCUUUUCUUCCUGUUUGAAACUCCAAAACUUCUUCAUUUCUCCCUCUUCAGCAAAGACUCGUGCAGAUUUGAUGAUCAUCUGUCGUCUGUUUCAGUUCGUUAAUAUUCCACAUCUGUUUUUUUUCCUUUCUUUCAUCACAGCUGUUCACCUGUGCCUCCAUUCAUUCUGUACAUGAAGCUAAUGUAUGAAAAAACUCCAGAUUUCAGGAUCCAUUUCCAAACCUUUCUGUCAUGUUAGAGACGUUUUUACGGGAGUUUAAUGUUCUGGUUUUAGAAGAAGUCCAUGUUUGUUAGAGACGGUGUUUCAGGAGGAUGACGAAGCAAAGAGGCUGAAAUCUUUCAGUGAGAUCGCUCUGAUUUACAAGAACACAGAAACAAAACCAUCAGGUCAAAGACGAUGUUUGUGUCGUUGGUUUUGAGCCCAAAGAAGUCGAGAAACUUUCAGCAGAUCUGUGGAGUCGAACCUUUUUCAGAGUUCAGAUGACCGACUCCCAGAAAGAAAAAAAAAAACAUCUCUAAGUCAGUCGAGCUGAAAAGACCCGACAAAACAAACAUUUCUACUUCUAACAAACCCGUCGGUGAUUCAGGUGUUUCAGCAGCUCAGUAUUUAAAAAGUUCCAUCGGGUCUUUUUCGAGUUUUCAGCGUUAAAGUCACUCAGAGGACACGUUUGUUUCAGGUCCAAAAUCUGAUCAUUAUUUAUAUUUACUCAUUUUCAGGAAUGAAACGGUGACGAUUGAUGAAACCCUCAUUUUAAGAACGAGGUUUAUGUACGAUCAAAAGAACUCUAGUGAUCCCCUUAUCAAUAUCAGAUCAACUUUAUGAUCCUUGUGCAGAAUGAAGUCCUGACAAAAGUCGGUUUUUUACUUUUUGAAACUGCAGAAAUUGAUCAAAUCUGUUUCUUUCUAAGUUUUACUUCACCUCAGUUUGCUGAAGCCUCUGUUAAAUUUAACAUUUACAGUAGAACUGACUCUAAAGUUAAAGACUGAUCAGAUUUCCCAUCAGCCUCAGAGAUGAAAUUUCAUCUACAAGUUUUUCAUUUUUGUGCAGAAACAAAAAAAAAAAAAAACGACAAAUCUGCAGAAGGAUUCAUUUUUAUUGGGAGGUUAGUGUUAAAAUCUAAAAAUCCAAGUUUCUGUUUCUCUUCUUUUGUACAGUAGAAACUCAGAGGGCUGCUGUUGUUGAACAUUGACAGUGAAACUGAGACUCACUUGAACCAGCUGACCUAAAGUGGCAGCAGUUGGUUUCUAUCGGAGGGUGAAGUGACGACAGAAACAACGUCGGCGUUUCUUAGUUUUUGGUCCGAACUUUGAGGAAUCAGAGGUGUGACUCUCAAAACGAUCGUAAUCAUCAUUAUCUGCUAACGCUUAAAAAUUUGGUGACGCUUCAGAGUAAAAGCUACAACACUGGCUGCUUUGUGGUUUUUCAGUGCUUUAUGAAAUAUAAUCGCAUACUUCACUCUUGGUUCAGUCUUUUCUUCCACGUUCCUUUGAAACAGACACAGAGCUGAAAAAAUGUUCAAUAAAAAUCUGAAAUCCGUUUAUCAAACAGGAGCUGAAGGAUCUUUGUUGGACAAUGACGGCAGUUUAUUUCAGCUGAAAGAAAAAGGAAAGGCCUCUGAAAAAACGAGUGCAUGUACAUAAUAUAAAUAAUGACGAUGACUUGUGGAAGGUAUGUUUUAUAUUGUUUUAGCCAGUUGACAUUUGUGUGUGGUAUUGUAACAAAAGACCAUAAAAAAUGGCAUUCAAUUGUGAAAUAAAGUCAAAGAAAAGGAAAACAAAU
Xyrichtys novacula (pearly razorfish) is the source of this 6953-nucleotide messenger RNA. NCBI's taxonomy places the organism in Eukaryota, Metazoa, Chordata, Actinopteri, Labriformes, Labridae. The record is from the annotation of a GenBank genome assembly.